AUUAAUUCAUAACUACAGCUCAUAUGUGACCCAUUUGUGGCAUUUUAUAUUAGAAGACAAAACAUAAAUAGUCAUUCCAAAAAUGCUACAUCCUUAUUGUCCCCACCACCGUGUGUGGUUCAGUCCGCGUGAUGACGUUGUCCAAUCAAAUUAAAGCGGUGCAUAUUUAAAAUAUUGUUCUCUCGUCCCUCCAGUUAUUCCCUCAAGUUUCCUGGAGAGGAAAUGGCGGAGUCUGCUGUUAAAGUCUGUGUCCGUGUUCGUCCUGUUGCUGAGAGGGAAGAAAAUGCAGCUUCAGAAAAGCCCGUCCAGCUGUUCUGGGAAAAUGACAAGAAAUCAAUUCGUCAGAUUGAUGAUGGAAAUUCCAGCAAGUGCUUCACUUUUGACAGAGUGUUUGGUGCUGAAGAAUCUACAAGCCAGCUGUACCAGGACAUCGCAAAGCCUCUGGUUGUGUCCACCGUUGCGGGUUACAAUGGAACCAUAUUUGCCUACGGUCAGACAUCUUCGGGGAAGACGUUCACAAUGAUGGGCAGUGACCGUAACCGUGGAGUCAUUCCUCUGGCCGUAGACGACGUCUUCCAAACUAUUAAAACGUUUCCAAACAAGGAAUUCCUUCUCAGAGUGUCCUACAUGGAAAUCUACAACGAAACUGUGACGGACCUGUUGGUUGACAGCUGGAAGAGAAAACCUUUGGAAAUUCGGGAAACUAUGAAUAAAACGGUCUACGUGGCUGACCUGACUGAGGAGCUCGUCACAACGUCUUCACAAGCCCUCGCCUGGAUCAGGAAGGGAGAAAAGAACCGUCACUACGGAAAGACUAAAAUGAACCAGCGGAGCAGCCGCUCGCACACCAUAUUCCGUAUGAUCCUGGAGAGCAGAGAAAGGAGUGAUCCAGCAUCUGGGGAAAAUGCUGAUGGAGCCAUUAUUGUUUCCCACUUAAAUUUAGUGGAUCUCGCUGGAUCUGAGAGAGCCAGUCAAACAGGGACGGAAGGUACUCGUUUCAAAGAAGGAUGCAAUAUCAAUCUCAGUCUGUUUAUACUUGGACAGGUGAUCAAGAAACUCACUGAUGAAAACCAGAAAGGCUUUACCAGCUACAGAGACAGCAAACUGACCCGCAUCCUGCAGAACUCCCUGGGAGGCAACGCUAAAACGGUCAUCAUCAGCACCAUCACGCCCGUUUCUCUGGAGGAGACCCUCGGCACUCUGCAGUUUGCCAGCACCGCAAAGAAAAUGAAGAACGACCCUCAUGUGACGGAGGUAUCGGAUGACGGCGCGUUGCUCAAGAGGUAUCGGAAUGAGAUUGUAGACCUCAAACGUCGACUGAACGAGGUGUCUUCGGUCACACAGACCACAGUGACGGAAAAAGAGGUUCUGUCUCAGCUGCUCCAAGAGAAGGAUCAGCUCCAGAGAGAGCAAGAGGACCGGAUCAGAAACCUGACCAAACUGCUGGUCACCAGCUCCAACCUGGUCUCUGUUCCAAAGAUGCCGAAGCGCCGGGUGACGUGGGGAGGAAAGAUGCUCCACGGCAGUCAGCCGGCCUGCGACGACGACGGGAUAGCUAACAUGAACGUGACUUUUAGCAGGAAGAGGAGAGCUAAUCGUUUCUGUUCCGGGGAUCUAGUUGAAGCUGAUGAAGACUUCUACCCUCACUGGGAGAUUCCUGAGGAGCCUUCAGAAGAGAUGGAGAUGAGCCAGAGCUCUUUGACUGUUCGCAGCUUUGGGGACAGUGACCUGGCGUCUCCUGAUCAAAGAUGUGCUCUCUUAGAGAAACUAUCCAACCUGGAGCAUCAGCUCGAAACGGAGCGUCAGCAGAGGGAGGAGGCUGUGAGACAGGCCGAAACCCUGGACUGCCGAGUCGCAGAGCUGCAGGUCCAGUUGCAGACUUUGCUGAAAGAAGAAGCGGCGGAGAAGAAGCAGUCAGAAGAGAGGCUGGCAAACCUGGAGGCGCAGCUGCGAAACGAAACCCAGCAGAAGCUGGAUGCCUCGUUGCAAGUGCAAGCCGCUGAACAGAAGGUUGCAGAGCUGGAGGAGGUCCUGCAAACCGAGGCGCAGCAGAAGCGGGAAGCCACUUUGACCUCCACUUUUUUGGAGAUCAAAGUGUCUGAGCUGGAGAGGCAGCUGGAGGAGAAGAGGCAGUCUGAGUCUGAGCAGAUGAGGAAAGGAUUUGCAGAGAGUGUUCAGCUGUGUGAAACCUUGGCAUCAGAGAAGGAAGCGGUUACUGCCGAGCGAGACCACCUGAAACAGGAGCUGGGGAUGUUUCUGGAGCACACGCAGAGCUUGGAGAAGGAAAAUGCUGCUCUCCACCAAGAGCUGAAGGAGAAAAAGGAUCUGGAAGAGUUCAAAAGUCUGGAGCUGAAGUUCAUGGAGGAACAGGAGAGUGAAUUACAGAAGGAAAUAUCGAGUCUAAAGAAGGCCAUCGAAUUGUCUGAACAUCAGCGCCUUCAACCAGAGAUGACCCUGACAGCCAGCAAGGAGAAUCUGGAGGCUGAGCUGACUGGACCUGUUCUCCACAUGGCGGUGGAAAGCCAUCCUGAAAAACAUCAGAAUGUUUCGUAUGACGACGUUGAGCUCAGCGCUCUAGAUGACACGCUGCCACAAAAUCUGUUAGGAAGUGUGAAAGUGGAAAGCGGCGUCAUCAGCCUGCAGGAGGAGCUGGCUCUAUGUGGAGAGGCAGAGGAGGCACUAAGGGAGCAGCAGGAGGAACAGGCUUCACUUCAGACUCCUGGAGAUCAGAGUGGAGACCUGACAGGGGAGCUGCAGGAUGUUAACAAGACGACUGACGACCUCCAGUCAGGUCUGGCUGCUCAGGAGACGGAGCUGAAGCAACAAUGUGCCGAUUUAACUCAGCAGCUCGAUGCACUGCAAGCAGAGCAGAGACAGAGCGUCCUGGACAGGAGCCGGCUUUUAGUUUCUCUGGAAGAGAAAGACGCAGAGCUGAAGCAGACGAUUGAAGCCCUCCAGGGUGUAGAAGCAGAGAGGGAGGCUCUGCUGUUGGAACGACGUGUUCAGAGCUCCGCUGAAGAUGGAAACGCAGCGACGGACGUCCUCAGGUCCAUUCAGGAAGAACUCAGGGAAGAAAAGCAGAGGAACUCUGACAUGAAGACGGCCUUUCUAGAGAAGGAGUCCGAGUUAAAGGAACAUAUGCUGAGGCUAACACAGGAGCUCCAAGAUGGCGGCAGGAGCUCCACAGAGGAGGUGGAGAGGCUGCUGACUGCGGUCGCCUCUCUGACUGCAGAGAGAGAUCAGCUCAAGCAGGACCUGCAGGAAAAUGUGGAGCUGAUGAUCGAGAACCAGGACGAGCUGAGGAGCGUCCUGGAGAAGAACCGUGAGCAGGCCAAGCAGAUCAAACUUCUGAAGUCUGGAAACGUCUGCAAGCAGGAUGGAGGUCCCACUGAAACGGACACUCAGCUGGAGGAAGCACAGGGAAGUAUGACCGCUUUAAGUGAGGAGCUGAGGCAAACCCAGGCAGAAAAAGACGGACUGCUCUCCCAGAGCGCAGCCACUCAGACCACAGAGGAGCUGGAGGAGCUGCAAGGCAGACUGGCUGCUCUUACCGAGGAGAGAGAGGAGCUGCUGCACGCAGCGGAGAGGCUGAGAGGGGAGAAGGAGGAGCUCCGAGCACAGCUGGAGGAGAAGACCCACAUGAUGCAGUGCGAGAUGCAGCAGCAGCAGCUCCUCUCUGAAGCGAAUCCACUGAAAGACAAGCAGAUCCAGCAGCUGGAGGAGCUGGAGCGUCUGAGGUCUGUUCUUCAGGAGAAGGAGAAGCUGAUGCUUGAGAAGCAGGAGGAGCUCCAGGUGCUGAAGGAGAGCAGGGAGAGGAUGGAGGAAGAUAUGAUGGAGCUGAAGAGUCAGCUGGUAGAGAUGCAGAGCAGCAGCUGCAACACACACAAGCAGUUUGCUGAGGAGCUGGAGUGUGUGAAAGCAGAGAGGGAGGUUCUGCUGGCCCAGAGGGACGCUGUGAGCCAGCGGUUUGAGGAGGAGCUGGAGAAGCUGCAGAGCUCCCUGGAUACCGUCGGUCAGGAGAGGGAGGAGCUGCAGGAGGAGCUGAGACAGAAGCAGGAAGCUGAGAUGCAGCUGCAGAGAAGAACGGAGAUGUUGGAGGCUGAGGUCAGGGAGCUGAACGCGUUUGUACAGAAUGUUACUGAGCAGAAGAGGCAGCAGGAGCAGCAACUGCAGCAACUUGGACAAAAGGCUUCCUCAACAGAAGAACUUCUGAAUGCUCUGCAGUAUGACUUGCGCCAACAAAGAAACGUGAACUCUGAGCUGAAGAAAGCGAGUGAAGAGGAGAAACGUUCUUUGGAGCAGAAGAUAACAGAAUUAUGUAACAACUUGGAAAGUGUUGAAGCAGAGAGAGACUUUCAUCUGUCAGACAAAGAGGAGAACCUGCAGAAGCACAAAGAAGAGAUGGAGAAGCUGCAGCUCAGCGUGACGGCUCUGAGUCAGAAGAGCGAUCUGCUGCAGGAGGAGAAGGAGCAGCUCGAGGCGCAGCUGCAGCACAACAUCAACAUGGCGUCAGCCUACCAGGAGAAGAUCACCCAGCAGGAGCUGCUGAUGACGCAGAAGCAAACGGAAAAAGACGAACAAGAAGCAACAUUUCAGCAAAAAUGGCAGAACCUGCAGAAGGAGCUGCAGCUGCAGAGGGAGGGAAGAGCUCAGUCUGAAGCCCAGCGCGACGCCUCCCAGCAGCUGCUCAAUGAAGCAAACGUGUCUCUGUCAGCCCUGAGACAGCAGCUGAACAACCUGGAGCAGAAGCCCAAUGCACUCUGGGAGACUCUGUCACACCUGCAGGACUCUGCUGAUCAUCUUGAUGCAACCUUUGGAAAAUUCCAACAGUUUAGAGAAAUGUGCACAAAGACGGCCUCUGAAACCCCGGAGAACGUUCUGAAAGUCCAGAGUUUCCUGAAGCUUUCUGACCUGAAGGACCUUCCAAAGUCCAGGCUGGCUGUCUUCGGUGACGUUUGUGAGCUGGGAUUUCAAACCUGCAGCAGUUUCACAAAGACUCUUGAACAGCUCACGGUGCAUCCACGUGUUUAUAUGAAAACAUUUGAGCUGCUGGUGAAUAUAGACCUGGCUGUUUUUGAGGAGAGACGGCUGCAGGACUUGCUGACGUCCAGAGUUGACGCGCCUAAGUUUUCCCUCAACAUCGAGGAUUUCCACUCCCGGUGGAAUCAGAGGCUCUCUAAGCUUCUGGACAAACGUCGGCUCUACCAGCAGCAAAUGGAGAGCAUUUUGGAGAGGCUCUGGGCCAACCUGACUUCAUAUAUCGCAGUGCGACAGGCUGAAGUUCAGGAGAGGGUCAAAUUCAACGAGUCUAUCGAGGCCGCCUCCAGCCCACCGGUCAUCAGCGAGCUGGAGCGAAUCCUCGGCCAAGAAGCUGAACGGAGGCGACUUGUGGUCCAAAACGGGACGAUGCCUUUACAGGUCAUCAGUGAUGAGCUCAGUAAGAUUUUGGCUGAACUAAUGCAGAUGGAUAAACAGAGAGAUGGUCAGCUUAGAGAAGAGAGGAGGAAGACGUCAUCCCUGCUACAGCAGCUGGAGGGAACGCCUGCGAUACCAAACCUGUCCUCAGUCCAGGACUACCAGCAGCUUCAGCAAGCAGCAGGAGAGCUUACAGCUCUGCAGGAGCAGCUAGAGGAGGCGAAGGCUGAAGCCAAAAACAUGGGGUCCAACCACAAACGGACCACUCAGCUCCUGCAGACUGAACUGCUGGACACUAAAGUUCUUGUAAAGGAGAAGGAGAACACAAUCCUGACCUUAAAGGUCAAACUGGAAGAGUCUGAAAAGAAUGCAUCACUCAGUGCAGCUCAGCUGAAAAACUUCCAGAGCAAACUCCGUGAGGAGGAGGUGAAGCUGGCCUCCAUCACACAGGAACACCAGCAAGAGAUGGAGAAGAUGAAGACGGUGCUGAGUGUGAAGGAGGAGUCUCUGAGGAAGCUGAAGCAGGAUCUGAGAUCACAGCAUCAGGGCGAGGAGUCGUUCCUCACAGGGAAGGAGCUUCACGCUCGACUAACCAACCCCAGAGGUACGAUGAUCCAGAGCAGCAUUCUGUUGGAGAAGACCAAGCUGGAAGAAGAGGUGAAACAGCUCCGGCUGCGGAUCACUGAGCUGGAAAGCUUGGUUUCCUGCCAGCAGGAGGAGACUACCAAGUGGAAGAACAGAGCAAUCAGUCUUAAAGGGAAGAGCAAAGCCGAGCAGGACAGGAUGACCUCCCCCUGUACUCCUAAGAAGAGGGCCCUGUGUCCAACCUCAGACAGCACCUUGUUGUUCAGCCCCACUAAAAAAAGUUACCUUCCUCCUAAGAGAGCCCUGGAUUCUCCUCGGAAACCUCUGGUCAGUGCAGCCUCGCUGCUGGACUCUCCCAAAAGCAGCUUUUUCAAUGCAGGUGAAGGUUCAGAGCUGCUGACCAGAAACUAUCCCACUCAGUUCUUUGAUAACUCCAACCUUGGAAUCAAACCCGAUGAACCAGCUGCUGAAAAACCGGACUUCUGGAACGAUGGCAACUGCAAGACCCAGUGAAAGGAAUUUUAAUGUCUUUUGAAUGUGUAAGAAACAAAUUCUAAAUAAAAUUUUAAAUAAAGUUGGAUUAA
Messenger RNA from Xiphophorus maculatus (southern platyfish), 6584 nucleotides. It is a transcript of the gene cenpe, whose product is annotated as centromere protein E. The coding region runs from base 223 to 6513 and encodes 2096 amino acids. The transcript has 46 exons. Lineage: Eukaryota; Metazoa; Chordata; Actinopteri; Cyprinodontiformes; Poeciliidae. Gene Ontology annotation, molecular function: microtubule binding; plus-end-directed microtubule motor activity; ATP binding. The record is from RefSeq and is a predicted model, not a curated record. Gene Ontology annotation, biological process: mitotic cell cycle; microtubule-based movement. Gene Ontology annotation, cellular component: microtubule.